Messenger RNA from Pieris macdunnoughi, 1197 nucleotides. The record is from the annotation of a GenBank genome assembly. Lineage: Eukaryota; Metazoa; Arthropoda; Insecta; Lepidoptera; Pieridae.
AUGUUGCUACUACUGCUUCUCGUUUGUUCUUUCGAUGUCGCGUUACUUGUUCAACCGGAAUGCGUGAUCGAACUGGGGUGCCCGGAAUGUCUGCCGGAGCACAUGCCGUUGGUGACGUCACACCGCGCAGUCGAUGGCGAGAUGCGCCUGCGCAGCGGGGACGAGAUCAGGUUCUCGUGCGGCGCGGGCCGUCUGCUGCUGGAUCCGCUGCGCGCCGCAGUCGUCGCCGUCUGCGAGGACGGCCGAUUCCGUCUCGGGCACGACGCUUCACUGCGGCAUCUCCUGGAGCUCGGCUGCCAGGAGGAAAUCUUCGAAGACGUCUUGCACACGGUGGAACACUGCGCGGCGCCGCUGCAGGGACGGGCGUAUCAGCUCGCGGACGCGACGCAGGCGGUGCGGCACCUCGCGACUUUAUGCUACGACGAGGACCGCGGCGUGGCCACGAUGGCUCACGUCCGCGGCGCAUCCCCGCUGCCGCCGCACGACCACGCGCGGUCUCCGCUCUCGUUGCUCGGCAACUUCAACGAGAUGUUCGACGCGCGCACUCGCCGCCGCGCCGAAACGCUCUACUCGGACGAGGCUAGCCUCAAUCGGCGCCUGCGCGAGAUAUUCAAACACGACGGGGUCGACUUCGCCGGACAGACGCUCGCCGGCGCGAAGCUCCUGGCCGAAUCCUACUUCGAGGACCGGUACGCGCGCGUCUCGCGAUUCGCGUCGAACGCGGUGGCCGCGUGGACGAGCGUCAAGGAAGGAAACCUGCGUCAUCUGCAGAACGACGUGGCCCGGCUCCUGGCGCACGAUCCGGCGCUGGAAGUUUACGCGGGCACGCACGGGCAGGGGGUCGUGCGAGCGUCCGGCGCGCGGACUCCGCUCCGGCUGAUCGGAGGCCGGUUUCCCGUACCUCGGUUCGUAUGGACGGUGGUGGUGGACCGGCGCCGGCGGCGCGCGCUCGCCGUGGUGGUGCUUAACGACCCCUUCGUGGCGGUGAGCGAGGUGCGCGAGGCGGUGUUCUGCGAGAGCGCGUGCGGCCGCGUGCCGUGGCUGCUCGCGCUGCGGCGCGACCGUCGCUACGAGACUCCGCUCUACGGCCUGGCCUUCUGCUGCCACGUGCACGCCUUCUCCGACGCGGUUCCCGAGAUGCCCCGGGCCCUUCUCGAGGACAUCCCGGCGGGAGACGCGGGACUGCUCGCGGAAUAG